Molecule: messenger RNA, 2283 nt
Organism: Ceraceosorus guamensis
Lineage: Eukaryota; Fungi; Basidiomycota; Exobasidiomycetes; Ceraceosorales; Ceraceosoraceae
Exons: 2
Coding region: 374-1801 (475 amino acids)
Biological process (GO): monoatomic cation transport; transmembrane transport
Cellular component (GO): membrane
Molecular function (GO): monoatomic cation transmembrane transporter activity
Source: RefSeq, a predicted model, not a curated record
CGCUGCUAUACUCGUCCACCCGCCGACUGUGUGAGACUUUCUUGCGCUCAAUCAAGAAUCGUGAAUCACGAAUCAAGGAUCAAGCAUUCAAUUGGUGAUUCCAUGUCAUGUCAUGACAUGACAUACGACCAAGCACAGCUCGCCGACUCACACAAUCUCAACGCAACGAGCGACCCAACAGGUGCGACUAGCAGCAGAGCUGUCACUCCCGCUUUUGCUGACAAGCGGCAGCACCUACGACUCCCGAUCCAUCCUUGAUGCUGAUCAUAACGUCUCAGCACGGCCCUACAACAAGCCGACGUUCCUCUUGAGUCAGCACCUCAUCGCUCUUCGCAUCAAAUCUCCCUCCUGCCCCCCCAACAUCACCACCGCGAUGUCGUCCGCAUAUCUCUCCAGCGCCGUUUCCCGCAUCUCUGGAGUGAGCGCUUCGGAGGAGCUGGGCGACAGCGCUGCUCACCAACCUGGCGUAUCGCCACCCUUGUCACCAGUCAAUGAGCGCGACAUUGAGCUGAGCGCACCAUUGCCAGUCUUUAGAUCACACGAGAGGCCUCCAAGCCCAGAGAUGCAGCUCAGAAGAGGAUCAGCCUCUGCCCAUACGCCCGCGCCGUUGCACGAAGCUGAGCUCAGCCAAGGCGCAUCCUUUGGCCAUGCACCAUCCGCAUACCCACCGCCCGCCCCAUCCACGGUGCUCGGUGCCAUCACGCCAGGCACGGAAGAAGCAGAUCCGCUCCUACUGCGAUCUCGUCUCGUCUCGGACACGGACCUGCGGCGCAGACCCAGUCAAGCCAAGGGAGGCAGAAAAGCGGAAAAGCGAAUGAGGGAGUUUUAUGACGAGCAGAAUCUGCACAUUGAGAGGCUGCUCAAGCCAAUGCAUCAGCACGCUUCGGAAGAUGCGGAGGAGAUGGCGAGUGUGGGCAGGAGCGUCAAGUUUCUCAUCUACAUCAAUAUUGCUGCCAAUUUCGUCCUGGCUGGACUGCAACUCUUUGCCGCCAUCUCUUCUGGCUCCCUCUCCCUCUUCGCCACAGCAGCCGACAGCGUGUUCGACCCUUUUGCCAACAUCUUUUUGAACUGGCUGCAUCGCAAAUCCGAAAGGCUGGACGAGAGGAAAUGGCCAUCGGGCGGAUCGAGGAUUACGAAUGCUGGCAACAUUGCCUACUCGUGCAUCAUGCUCAGCGUCUCGCUCAUCCUCAUCGUCGAAAGUAUUCGAGACAUUGCUACACACAAAGCGGGAGAGGAGAACGAUCUCUACAUUCCUUCCUUGGUCGCCGUAGGUGUGGCCUUUGCCACCAAGCUCACGCUAGCCGUCGUCAACUACGGUCUCCGCAAGUACAGCUCGCAACUGGAAAUGCUCUACGUCGACUGCCGCAACGAUCUGUGGAUCAAUGGCUUUGGUAUCUUCACCGCCGCAGCUGGAGCGAAGAUCGCGUGGUGGAUCGACCCACUGGGCGCCAUCAUCAUCUCCAUCGGCAUCGUGGUGGUCUGGACGCGCACCGCCUUUUCCGAGUUCAAAGAGCUGUGUGGGGCGUCGGCGCCCACGGAAUUCUAUCAGUUGGUCACCUACAACGCCAUGCUGCACUCGGAACACAUCAAGUCCAUCGACUCCAUCAAGGCCUAUCACUCUGGCCCAAAUUACUUCGUCGAAGUGGACAUCGUCAUGGACAGCAGCGCCCCGCUCAGCCUCACCCACGAUGUUUCUCAAGACCUUCAGGAUCGUCUGGAGAGCUUGCCUCGCGUGGAAAGAUGCUUCGUGCACGUAGAUUGGGAGGUCACUCACGCUCCUGAGCACCGCAAGACUCGAUGAGCGGUGAGAAGCGGCAAGGAGCGGAAUCGAGGAAUCGAGCCGACUUGUUGUGCACGUGUUCACAUGUACAUGACCUCUUAUGCUCUGGCCUAAUCGACGUAUCAUCGCAUCAAGAUAAAGUACAGUCUCCUUGAACAAACACAUCCGCCCUCGCAGCUCGCUGCACAGUAUUGCUGGAAUUGGGCCCUCUUGCGUCCAGCAUGUGUAUCACCGAUGAGCGUUUGACAACGUGGAGUCUGCAUGCAAUCGUGCUUGCACACGAAACUGUCGGAGCGUCUGGUCAAGUAGUGCGGUGACAUGGCGUGCCUAUAAAACCUGCAAUUACGCGAUGGUCAAGUACAAUGAAAUGGAUGACUUUGCGAGACGCCAACCCGAGUAGAACACGAGGCUUGACCUGCGCGAAUCGCUCUAUAGCGCGUACGCGAGUCGAUGAUGGUGCGCGCGGAGCGCACAAAACUGACCAAGGUGCAUUUCAGAACGUC